AAAUGGCUGCCUCCUUAGGCCGAAUUCGACACCUUUGCAUAAAACAUUGUGUGGCACGAUCUUUGAGUGCCAAUUUGAAGGAUAGUCAUGUAUUUUUAUGUAGCAGAAAGGGUUUCUACACGUGUAGUCAAGUAUGGUCUGGGGAUGUGGAAAACAAGCCAGUUAAAGCAGAAAAGAUCAGCAAAGCAAUGAAGAGUUAUAUGGAAAGAGCAAAAGCAUAUAAUGACUUUAUGCAGAAUGAAAUAGAAGAAUAUGAACUUGGUAAAAGACAUUUGGCUAAUAUUAUGGGGGAAGAUCCAGAUAAUUUUACACAGGCAGAUGUUGAUAAAGCAAUAGCCUACUUACUUCCUUCAGGUUUAUUUGAUAAGAAAGCCAGACCAAUUUUUAAGCAUCCCUAUGAGAUAUUUCCUGCAAGGAGAGCUUCCCAGUUUGGAAUGGAUGGUAGACCACAUCAUUAUUUGUUUUAUACAGGCAAACCUCAGUUCUUUGAAAUUUUACAUAAUAUUUCUGCCAAACAUACAGAGUUAACUGAAGUAGAAAUGACAGAGAGAGGAAAGGUAACAGAGAAAAAGUUAAAUCCAGCCAGAUUUCAGAAAUUAACUAAAACUGCCCUUGAGACUUUAACUAAUGAAACAAUUUCCCCUCAACAUUAUUUAAAUUUCUGUAUAUUAAUGGACAGAUUGAUAACCCAUCCACUAGCAAGAAGAGCUGAAGAGUUUAUAGUUAAAUAUUCUAAAAAAUUAGAUUUAGGUUCACAAGCUGUGCACAGAAUAACGCCAGAAAAAGAUGAAAAUGGUAGAGAAUAUAUAAGAGCUGAUGGUAAAAGGAAAUCAUCACGAGCUACUGUUACAGUAUAUGAUCAAGGUCAAGGUGAUAUCUCAGUUAAUGGUCAAGAUUUAACAUAUUUUUCUUCCAUGCAAGACCGAAACCAGUUAUUGUUUCCAUUACAAGUGGUAGAUAAAAUUGGUCAGGUUGAUAUAAGUUGUCAAGUAAAAGAUGGUGGUCUAGCUGGACAGGCUGGUGCUAUUAGAAUAGCCUUGGCUAAGGCACUGUGUAGUUUUGUAUCUGAUGAAGACAUUGGAAAACUUAGAUUAGCUGGUUUAUUGACACCUGAUCCAAGAACUAAAGAAAGAAAGAAAACUAGUCAACCUAAAGCUAGGAAAAAGGUUCCAUGGAAAAGAAGAUAAAUGGAUCUGUAGUUGUUUUAAAGGAAUCUGCCAUACAUCACUAUCUAAUGAUUGAAGAAUACGUGUAAUGGAAUGAGAGGUGAAAGUUGGGGAAAAUAUCUCUAGAUAAAUGUAUAUUUGAAGGGAAUUAUAGAUAUAUUAAACAAUGAGACAGACUAGUUAAAAAUGAACUCAUUAAGGAAAGUGAUUGUGAAAGAAGUGUGUUAAAAUACCAAAUAAAGAAAGACAGUUUUAUUCCC
Messenger RNA from Lottia gigantea (owl limpet), 1426 nucleotides. RefSeq lists its product as hypothetical. Gene Ontology annotation, molecular function: structural constituent of ribosome; RNA binding. NCBI's taxonomy places the organism in Eukaryota, Metazoa, Mollusca, Gastropoda, Lottiidae. The transcript is spliced from 14 exons. Gene Ontology annotation, cellular component: mitochondrial small ribosomal subunit; ribosome. The record is from RefSeq and is a predicted model, not a curated record. The annotation marks the transcript as partial. Gene Ontology annotation, biological process: translation.